CCCAAACCCUCGCGAGGACUAUCGCGGCGCUCACGACUUCUGCCGGGUGUGGGGCACGGGAACUCCAUUUCCCAAAGUGCCCCGCGGGACCCUAGCUCCCAGAGCGCCGCGCGAGUGGUCUGAGAGUGGGGACUCCACUUCCCAGAGUGCCCCGCGCUGCCCGGCGCUUACCGGACCCGGACGCUGGGGCCUGCUCCGGGCGUCCGGGCAGCGGGUUUCGCCCGGAAGGCGGGCUUCUCCCGGACGGCUUCCCGGUGGGGACGGCGGCGCGAUGGACAGCCCUGAGGUUACGUUCACGCUGGCCUACCUGGUAUUUGCCGUGUGCUUCGUGUUCACUCCCACCGAGUUCCACUCGGCCGGGCUCACGGUGCAGAACCUGCUGUCGGGCUGGCUGGGCAGCGAGGACGCUGCCUUCGUGCCCUACCACCUGCGCCGCACGGCCGCCACGCUGCUGUGCCACUCGCUGCUGCCGCUUGGCUACUACGUGGGCAUGUGCUUCGCAGCCUCAGAAAAGCGGCUCUACUUUCCCAGCCAGGCCCCGGAGACCUGGCGGGUCUUCCUCCUGCUGGCGGUGCUGCUGCCCACCAUUGCCUGCACCCUUAUCUACUACUGGUCCCGGGACCAGUGGGCCCACCACCCCCUGGCCCGCACCCUGGCCCUCUAUGCCCUGCCGCAGUCAGGCUGGCGAGCUGUCGCUUCCUCCGUGAACACUGAGUUCCGGAGGAUUGACAAAUUUGCUACGGGGGCGCCGGGUGCCCGGGUGAUUGUGACGGACACAUGGGUGAUGAAGGUGACCACGUACUGUGUGCACGUGGCCCAGCAGCAGGAUGUGCACCUGACUGUGACGGAAUCCCAGCAGCAUGACCUCUCGCCAGACUCGAAUCUACCUGUGCAGCUGCUUACCAUCCGCGUAGCCAGCACCAGCCCUGCUGUGCAGGCCUUCGACAUCCGGCUGAACUCCACGGAGUACGGUGAGCUGUGUGAGAAACUCCGGGCACCCAUCCGCAGCGCGGCCAACGUUGUCAUCCACCAGAGCCUGGGCGACCUGUUCCUGGAGACAUUUGCCUCCCUGGUGGAGGUCAACCCGGCCUACUCAGUCCCCAGCAGCCAGGACCUGGAGGCGUGCAUCGGCUGCAUGCAGACACGUGCCAGCGUGAAGCUGGUGAAGACCUGCCAGGAGGCGGCGGAGGGCGAAUGCCAGCAGUGCUACUGCCGCCCCAUGUGGUGUCUCACCUGCAUGGGCAAGUGGUUCGCCAGCCGCCAGGAUCCGCAGCGCCCGGACACCUGGCUGGCCAGCCGAGUGCCCUGCCCCACCUGCCGUGCGCGCUUCUGCAUCUUGGAUGUGUGCGCUGUGCGCUAAGCCUGUCGGCCCUUCUGGGGAUACCACAGGCUCUCUUUUCCCAGCGUAGCAUCUCACCUGUUCCCCGAAGCUGCAGAGGGACCAGGGCUUUUGUUUUAAAAAGAAGUUUCCUGCUGAAGUUCUGUCUGCGGCGGUGGGACUGGUCUUCACUGCCUCUGCCUCCUCUCCGUUCCUCUGGGUAGGGGAAGGUGCUGGACACAGGACGUGCUAUCGGCUCCAUCUCCAGAGCCUUCUGGGGCCCCUAGCUGGGUUUUGGGAGACCCUGUGGUCUGCCCCAGAUGGCCCUAACCUGAGCCACUUGCCUUAAACUUAUGGGGCACAUAAAUUUUAACUGCUCUUUGGUGACAUGACAGACCCAAAUUUUUCCAGCAGAUUUUACUUUAGUCUAUUCUGCUCCUGUCCCCAAGCUGGCUGUGGCCCUGUUGUUUUGGCACCCUCUACUCCCCAUGGAGGACCUGGCACAGAGCCUGCUGAUGGAGGGGGAAACCUGGGGUUCUGUUCCAGGGUCUCCUGGUGGUUGCAACCAGCCAAGGGCCUGCUCCUAGGUGGGUGGCCCCUACCUGCUCCCUUUCCAGGGAUACCCUGGGCUUCCUAUCAGGGGCCGGGUGAGGGGCUCGCUGCUUACAGCUGCCAUUCCCUUAGUUGUGUGCUUAUGGGGGUUGCCUACCCCUUGAAGGGGCAUGUACCCACCCACGUGCCUUCUGUUGCUGCUGCAAGUCCGGGGAACAGGCCAAGUCUCAGGCUUCUGGUAGGGAAAACAUUGAAUUGAAGACCAAGCACCACAGCAGCAUUCUCUAUCCGGACAAGCCUACUGGGACUCAGCACAAGGCUGGCCAUAGCCCUGCAGGGUCCACCUGUUUCAGAAGGGGAUGUGCCCAGUGGUCAAGGCAGUGACAGCUGCCUUCCCACUUCCCAGUGGUGCAGGUGGGGAGCAGGGAGGGAACUGCCAGGCGCCAAAGUACAGCUCUCACAGAUGUGGCUAUUGGAGCAGCUCUGAGCCCCCUAAAAAAACGCUGGGAUUUGGGAGCGAGAUGGCCCAGCUUUGUGGUCCUCAGGGACGCUCACAGAUGGAGGCCGUCAGAGGGGCAGCCAGGAGCCAUGCCCAGCCUCAGCCCGGAGUUUCAAACCCUGGCAAGGGAGAGCCAGGCCUGCAGUUUUUUCUACAGAAGGAAGUUACUUAGUUUUAUAAAGGUAAAUCUAUUGUAGGGAAGUGAUACGCUAUUUAAUAAAAUGUUAGUAUGACCAUUA
Messenger RNA from Camelus dromedarius (Arabian camel), 2608 nucleotides. It is a transcript of the gene TMEM129, whose product is annotated as transmembrane protein 129, E3 ubiquitin ligase. Bases 272 to 1360 code for a protein of 362 amino acids. Lineage: Eukaryota; Metazoa; Chordata; Mammalia; Artiodactyla; Camelidae. Gene Ontology annotation, molecular function: ubiquitin protein ligase activity. The record is from RefSeq and is a predicted model, not a curated record. Gene Ontology annotation, biological process: protein ubiquitination. Gene Ontology annotation, cellular component: endoplasmic reticulum; membrane. The transcript has 4 exons.